This is a messenger RNA of Girardinichthys multiradiatus, 4590 nucleotides long. RefSeq names its product RAB3A, member RAS oncogene family, b (gene rab3ab). Gene Ontology annotation, molecular function: GTP binding; GTPase activity. NCBI's taxonomy places the organism in Eukaryota, Metazoa, Chordata, Actinopteri, Cyprinodontiformes, Goodeidae. Gene Ontology annotation, cellular component: axon; endosome; synaptic vesicle. The coding region runs from base 94 to 753 and encodes 219 amino acids. The record is from RefSeq and is a predicted model, not a curated record. Gene Ontology annotation, biological process: protein secretion; protein localization to plasma membrane; regulation of synaptic vesicle fusion to presynaptic active zone membrane. The transcript is spliced from 5 exons.
CGCAGAGCUGCUCAGCCUCUAGGACUUGACAGUGUUGGUGUUUGCGGGUGCUGAACGCGGUGCACAGCAGCAGCCGGAUAGAAAUCUGCAAAGAUGGCCUCGGCAACAGCAACCUAUGGACAGAAGGAAUCUUCGGACCAGAACUUUGACUACAUGUUCAAGAUCCUCAUCAUUGGCAACAGCAGUGUGGGAAAAACCUCCUUUUUGUUCCGCUACGCCGACGACUCGUUUACACCAGCUUUUGUCAGCACGGUGGGGAUUGACUUCAAGGUGAAGACCAUCUACAGGAACGACAAGAGGAUCAAACUACAGAUCUGGGACACGGCGGGUCAGGAGCGUUACCGCACCAUCACCACAGCUUACUACCGAGGAGCCAUGGGCUUCAUCCUCAUGUAUGACAUCACAAACGAGGAGUCCUUCAACGCCGUCCAGGACUGGUCGACUCAGAUUAAGACCUACUCGUGGGACAAUGCCCAGGUGCUGCUGGUAGGAAACAAAUGUGACAUGGAGGAUGAGAGGGUGGUGAGUGCAGAGAGAGGCCGGCAGCUCUCAGAACAUCUCGGUUUUGAGUACUUUGAGGCCAGCGCUAAGGACAACAUCAAUGUGAAGCAGACCUUUGAGCGCCUUGUAGAUAUCAUCUGUGAAAAGAUGUCUGAGAGUCUGGAUGCCGGUGAUCCCGCCAUUACGGGUGCCAAACAGGGACCCCAGCUGACAGAGCAGCCUGCGCCUCCCCACCAGGACUGUGCAUGUUAAAGCUGACUCAUCCCCCAAACCCCUUUUCCUACUAUGUCUUUCCUUGUACGUCUUUAGCUGGACCCCAGGUCCUUGGAUCCUUACUUCAGCAUCCUGUUCACUCCUCUUCGGGGUUCAUUUUUUUUUUGCUAAUGACCACAAGAGAAAGGCUGGAAAAAGUCUGAAAUGCUGCAAGCAAGCGGUGUUUCCACAUUUUAAAGGUGUUUCUGUUGAGUUUCUCCACAAACAGGAGUGUUAACAUUGUUUUUAUCAGUGCAGGUGUUGAUCUGAUGCCAAAGCAAGCCCAGUAAAACCAGAGCAUUUCUGACUUUUUGCAGCCCAGGCUCUUGCUGGUUUCCCUGAUUCUCAGUAUGGUUUUUCAAGAAGGAUUUAAUGGUAAGUAUCCUCAGUGUGCCAUUUAAAUCCUUCCAAAGUUUACACUACUUUGUUUCAUGUCUUGAAGAGAUGAAGCCUUGGAUAUGGUGACCAAGAGGUUCACUGUGGUGUUACGCGGUUGUUACGAUCCAUCUAAGAAAUAAUCAAAACCGAUGUAUUACAUUUCAGAUUCGUCAUAUACAUUUCAUUUUUUUAUUCUACCUAUUUAAAAUUGAAGACUGCAGGAAUUAGCAAUCAUUACCUUUUCCAUCUGAGCAUCUUCCAUCAUAAUUUUUUACUCCAUCAUUACUUCUGAAUUUUUUUAUUUUGCAUUUUGUUCUUUUCAUAACCUAAACCACAGAAAGAGUAAAAGAUAAACAAGCUUUGGUAAGAUGAAAAAGAGAAAAAAAUAUAUAAAUUAAAAUAAUUUUUAAUUUAAUUCUAUUUAUUUCAGAUGUACAAAUAAAUGUUGUGCAAUAUAUACAUAAACAUAUAAUAUAUACAGGUAUGCACUUCUGGAAAAACAUUUUAAAGAGUAUGAUGUACUGCGAGGACAGUGUUUUGCUGUAGGACAUGUUUGUUUGCUCUUCAGGGAGUUACUGUUUCCUUGCUUGUGACUCCUUUCAGGAAUUAUGCAAUUUCCAAGUUUCACUUCAGUACAGGAAAAGAGUCAAGAUUGCAAACUCCAUAUAUAGUUUCAUGUGUCCCCCUAAUUGUUUUCCAAAACCCUGACUGAAGUUAAGAUUUUAAAAUCAACUACAAGCUGUCAUAUUGGACAGGCCUUGACGCCACUUAACAGAAUUUAAUGUUAGACUUUCAGAAUAAAUUAGGUAUAAACUCUUAAUGUAAACUCUUAAUGAUCAUGGAUACAACCUUUGUGGUGUCCUUGAGCUGGAAGUUAACCCUAAAUAAAUUAACACUAAAACUUAAAAAAAAUAAUUUCCAAAGCUCAAAGUCAUCUGAAUCGUCUGUAAGAUUGUAAGAAUGAUGACAAAUUUUACUGUUUGUUGUUACUUUAAUAAUAGGUGUGAAAAAGAAAAGUCUUUCAAACAGUUUUGUGCUUUCUGAACCAUUUGGAGGUGGAUUUCAAGGAUGAAAAUAAUGUCGUUUAGUAGUUGAUUCUGUCUUUAUCUGGUUGCUGACUGUCUUUGGUGAGAGGAAACAGAAGGAGAGAAUAGUGUUGACUGAGUUUGUUGUUGUCACAGGGUUUUUAUUUGUGAAAUCUGUGCUAAUUAUUUGGUAUUAGUCCUUGACGGGUGCGACACUAAAGCAUGAGAAAUCUCCAGAGAAAUCAAACUUAAGUAAGUAAAAUGAACUAAUAAAUCUUUCUGAUGUUGCAUCUAAAAACAGAAGAGUUGAUAGAUAAUAAUAUGAAAUGCACUGCCCUCAACAAUCAUUGGCACCCCCUCCAAAGAUGUUUAAGAAGCAUUACAAUAAAAUAUUCUUUUGGGGUUUUGGAUUUUCUUUAUUUAUUGUAACAAUACAUGUGGCCAAGUUCAGGUGAGGAGCUAUUUUCUUGCAGUAAUUUCCUGACUUACAGUAUGAAGAUGAACACACAUCUGCCGUACUUGAAUUGCAUGUUCUCGUCUUUCCUAUUUUGAACAUUGGCUAAGUGAAAUAGGGUUAUGUGUCACAAUAUAUUUAUACUGAAGAUACAGGAAUUACUGAUUUUGUAAAGCUAUACUGACAAUAGUAAUCUAAAUCUUCUUCCUUCAGUAACAACUUCGACAUUGAAGAGUGUUGUCUGCAUGAUCUUUUGUGCUCAUGUAUGGUGUAAAUACCUUGGAUUGUUUUUGUUUCCAGCUGACCGAUCACUUGUCAGGGUAAGAUGAAAUUGGCCAUCACCAGUUGAGUUGUCGGUACAAAUUUAAUUUAUAUACUCCGUGAAACAGGAAGUGAUGGAUUAUUUACAAAAUAUUCUUGACACUGAUCAACCUAAACCAGUAAAGUAUAAACUGUGAAAAUGCUUCAGUUUUUUGUGUUUUUAAAUUAAUAGGUAGUAGUGUCAUUAAGUGGGUAAAAAACAGUUAUUUCUUAUGAAGCGAUUUAUUCCUACAGAGCAAGUAGUCAAGUUAAAGGCUGCUUUUCUAAAUUCACAAAGCCCUCGGCGAGGUUAUGCUGCUACAAAAAAGCAUAGAUAUCUUAAGGCUUUUUACACAUUUAUACAAGGGGUGCCAAUAAUUGUGAAGGAGGUUGAACUAAUGCAGUCUGGGCAGGUAUCAACCCCUUGUGAUGAAGGGUCUGUCAAAACCUUCACUGUCUUUCUGUCUCACAUUAGAACCCUUUGGCCUGAACUUAAUCAAUUCAAGCAUUUAAAUACUAAUUUUUGCUUUUGCUCACAUCAGCUGUAGUAACUCAAGUGGCUGAAAGGGAUCCUUUUCAAAUUUCUGUGCUUAGUAAAAAUAGCAUUUGAACUGAAACUUUAGCAGAGUUCGUAUUGCUGAGCAACUCUAGUUGACUCUUGCAGGUUCAGAUGUAAAUGUUGCUGUGUUUAGCUGGUUGAAUGUUGAGAAGCCUAAAACAGCUGGAGGCAGGGCAGGCAGCUUGAGCUUGAGUAUUCACCUGUUCGAAAAGUCAACACAGCGCUGCUUUUAUGGGCCCACCUUUGCUCAGAACGUAUUUACACACUGGUUUUGCUACAUUUCCCAAGGCUAAAACUGGUUUUCUGGUAUUUGUCUUUAUUUGAUAAAGGAUUACCAUAGAAGCGGCUUGCUGUAUUUGUCCCACAAAGCCAGACAAAGAAUGAUAGACGAGUUUUAUGGGUUUAGAGUUGCAAUAAAACAAGUUUGCCAGAAAAAAAAAAGAUUAUUUGUGGACUGAAAUUGCAAGACAAAAACUACGCAAAUCAAAAAAAAAAAAACUGUAAUAUUAAAAUAGACUUGAUAAUGUCUGUGUUUUUGUUUUAUUUUAAGAGCACCUGAAAUUACUGCUAAUGUUACAGAGAACGAAUCCCGAGCCAGUUCAGUGAUUUUUCUCCCUGUGAAUAUUUCUUUCUUACUGGUUGUGACUGUUUUGAGUAAAAUCCAAACUGAUAAACUGUUCUCCUUUCUAAUAUGUCUUCCUCUCCAUAUAAACCUUAACCUGUAAAUACUUUAUCUUUCAGUCAUGUGGAUUGUGUUGUGUCGACUCAGUCUUGCAUCCAGAAACAAAGGAGGAAAAAAAAGACCUGAAACCCCAGAAAAGAGCCAUGUUAUACUGUAUCUGCAUUGAUUUCUAGGCCUACUUGUGAAUGAAUGUGUCACUUGGCUAUGAAACAAAACACACUGCAGCAUAAAACACAAAAACAAACGGCAUCAAGCUUGGUAGAGGCUGCCGACUGUAGAUCUUCUACUAGCACGCAGGAACGUGUAUGUUUUUCUUUUUGGUCUUGUAUCACUGCCUUUUCAGAUCCUUUCAGUUUGGACCAUUAAAGUGCGAGAAUAUGCUGUGGAUGUUUUUAUCUGUACUUUGUGGUAAAACAAUAAAAAGAAAUGCUGAAAAGAA